CCAACAGCUUCAUUGCGGACCCAGUUCAGACUGACUCAGAGAUUCAGCGCUGUUAUCGACAUGAGCGACACGACUGCUGCCGAAACGGCUCCUCUAGCCUCCGGACCCACCAUUGCCAAGAAGACUGUCAAAAAGAAGAAGGCGGCGGGUCCCAGGAAAAAAUCAACCUGUCCCGGGUUGGGCGAGCGGCUUCUGAAGAUUGUCGGGGAGCCCAACGAUCGCAAGGGGAAAAGCCUGUGUACUAUAACGAAAGCGCUGGCUGAAGGCGGGGUCGAUGUGGUGAAGCAGAAAUCGCACAUCAAGUUGAGUACCAAGAGGAGUGUGGCGAAAGGCUUCCUGGUUCAGGCCAAGGGCUACUUUAAACUCGCUAAGAAUCCAGUCAAGGCAAAAGUUGGAAAGAAGGCGAAACCAGCAGCCGCCAAGAAACCAGCCGCGAAGAAAACAACGGCCAAGAAGGUGACAGCGAAGAAAUCCCCAGCCAAGAAAGUCACAGGCAAGAAAGCGGCCGCCAGGAAGGCAGCAACACCGAAGAAAGCGGCGAAGAAAGCAGCGCCUAAGAAAAAGACUCCCGCGAAGGCGUUGAAAAAGACCAAGAGUCUCAAGGCCGCAAAACCCGUCACGAAACCGAGUAAACCGAAGGCAAAGGCGAAAGUGACAAAGAAAUCGGCAAAGAAAUGAACCAGUCGGUGCAGCAUGUAACCAGCUCAAUCCAAAGGCUCUUCUCAACGCCACCCACUUCUCUCAGGGAUGAGCUGAGCCAAGAUCUAAUUGAUCACAGUCCCGGCUCGGAGUGCGCACAUACCUUAGAUAUUAAUUGAUGGGAAGCUGCAGUGAUCUAAAUCCAGCCCCUCUCCCAUACUCAGAAUAAAUCAGUGUGAGGUCCCGCUGUCACUGAGACUUACCGCCGGUUCGGGUGCAGCUUCAAUUCAUGUCUUUUUCGUUUUCACAUAGUCAGGGAGAGAGUCUCUCAGAAAGUAACUCUGGCGCAGAAACCCGGCUCCACAAUACAAUCUCCAAGAAAUUACUUUGUCCAAUUCAGCGGGAGGUGUAGAAGCGCGUGUCGGGCUUGAUCUACGAGGAGAGCCGCGGGGUGCUGAAGGUUUUCCCGGGGAAUGUGAUCAGGGAUGCCGGUCACCUGCACUGAACACGCCAAGCGCAAGACGGUCACUUGCAUGGAUGUGGUGUACGCUCUGAAGCGCCGGGGCUGCACUCUACAUGAAUUCGGCGUCUGAACAAAUCGACCCUUUUCCAGCCAAACCAAACGCUCUUUGCAGAGCCAACCAAACCCUCCUAUUGCGAGCUGACACCUGAGAAUGGGGAAGACAGAACACAAGGGAGGGUAUAAUGUCCUGCAGCUGGCUGUUUCAUCUGUAAUACAUCACAUCGCAACUUGUAAUUUUGCACAGUUACUAAUGUUACAUAUUGCAAUAUUUGUGUUUUAUCGACCCUUCCAGGAAUGUUACUUUGUUCAGUUAUGAUUCUGGCUCCCCUGUGGAUGUUUUAAUGGCUUGUUCUUCCCAUCUGCCUGUUACACAUAGCGCAGGCAGCAAUUACAAAUUGUGUUCGGCGUCAGUAUAAUCUGAUUGAAAUAAAAAUGUACGAAUGA
Messenger RNA from Stegostoma tigrinum, 1606 nucleotides. RefSeq names its product histone H1.10-like. The record is from RefSeq and is a predicted model, not a curated record. Gene Ontology annotation, molecular function: DNA binding; structural constituent of chromatin. The transcript has a single exon. Gene Ontology annotation, cellular component: nucleosome. NCBI's taxonomy places the organism in Eukaryota, Metazoa, Chordata, Chondrichthyes, Orectolobiformes, Stegostomatidae. Bases 61 to 678 code for a protein of 205 amino acids. Gene Ontology annotation, biological process: nucleosome assembly.